CUCCGCCUCCCGGGCCGGUGCGGGGGCGGCGGAGCGCUUAUCCCGGGACCCGCCGCAUCCGCGGGGUCCGGCACGGCGCUGCCGCCGCGGGCAGAGGAUAUUCAGUAUUGAAGUACAUUGGAGCUGCUCCUGGCUCAGAUUUGAUAAAAGCAGAAGAGAAAUUUCUCUCUUAAAUUUGACACUUGGGGCAAACCAAAGGCAUUAUAAGUCAUGAUAGGUAGAAAAGAAUCCUGUGCUUCAGGACAGAUACCAAUGACCAACCUCAGCUGCCUUUUCUAUGCCCUGGAAGAAUGGACUGUUGUGCAGUUCCUGAAGAAAUACCUUUUUCAUGUGAUCAUUGGCUCACUGACAAUUUGUGGAAUAUUAAUUUUUUUUAUAGUUCCUUUAACAAUCGUCCUCUUCAUUUACCUUACUAAUAUUUUGCUUUUAAUAUAUCAGAAGAACAAUGAGUUAAAAGAAGAUCCCUUGAGUGAUGUUUGGGAUAGUAUAAGAAAAACCAUAGCAAGCUUUUGGGAUAUAUAUGCAAGAAUAUGGCAUGGUUAUGAACUUCAUGGUGUGAAAAACCUCCCAGAAGGACCAGGCAUUAUUGUGUAUUACCAUGGAGCUAUUCCUAUAGACUACCUUUACUUUUUGUCUAGGCUGUUUCUGUGGAAGAAAAGACUUUGCCUCUCAGUAGCUGAUAAUUUUGUGUUUCGUUUACCAGGACUUAAAUUAUUGUUGGGGGUGACGGGUGUUAUACCAGGCACAAGGGAGGAGUGUCUUGUUGCCCUGAAGAAUGGAUACCUGGUGUCCAUCUCACCAGGAGGAGUUCGGGAAGCGCUCUUCAGUGACCAAAGUUACCAGCUCCUGUGGGGAAAUCGAAAAGGCUUUGCUCAGGUUGCUCUAGAAGCAAAAGUGCCCAUCAUUCCAAUGUAUACUCAAAAUGUCCGUGAAGGCUAUAGGAUGUUUAAAGAAAGAAGAUUUUUUAGACAGUUAUAUGAAAGCACUCGAUUGCCUUUUACUCCUCCAUACGGAGGACUUCCAGUUAAAUUUCGCACAUACAUUGGGGAGCCAAUCCCUUACGAUCCGAAUAUAACUACAGAGGAAUUAGUUGAAAAGACAAAGACUGCUGUCCAGGCUCUCAUAAGCAAGCACCAAACAAUCCCAGGCAACAUGUGGAAGGCUUUACUGGAGAGAUUUGAUAAACGUUGUAAAAGUGAUUAGAAUGCUCAUGUUUAUUUCAUUGGUUUUGCAGGAGAGUAAAAAACAAUGUCAUACACCACCGGUCACUUAUAGUUGGUGUUAACCAGUUUAAUUUACAAAUUUCUACUGAUUUGGUGGAAGGAAACAACAUCUAGGCAGUUCCCCCAUAUCUUUGAGAAUAUCCUGAACUAAGAAAGAGGGAUGAAGAUGACUUAUGUAUAAUAGCAGUGCAACAGCUAAAUUCCCCCAAAGGAAAUCAUGCAGCCGAGGAAAAAAUUUCCUGGUUCCUAAAACAAGUAUGUAUUUACAUCUGAGAGCCUUAGUGGUGUUGUCUAGGUCUGUGCAUUUGUGUUUUGAGCACAGUCUGGUCUCAGAGCAGACCCUCAGGGUUGGUGUUGUCCCACCAGAGACCACCCCACGGGGGGCACCUUCCCUGAUGGGCCCCAAGCAAGACAUGUCAGAUAAAUCUGUCUUGCUUUAGGUAAUCAGCUACCACUUACACCAUUCUCCUAGAGACUACAAAAAGACACAUAAUCCCAUUAAAACAGAUGUUAGGCUCCUUCAAACACAUCAGUUUAGUUGUGCAUACUCUGGAAAGCAGGACUGUUUGCAUCCAAGACUUUUCUCCCACAGAAAAAGGUUUCUCAAAGAGAGGAAAAAAAAGCUCUAGUUCAGUGUAGCAGAUAUUGCAAAUACAUGUAGAAAGUAGUUUCAAGUCUGAGCUGGUUUGUGCACGCUCUAUUGCACCACACCAUAGUUGUUUAGAGGCUGCCCAAGCCUGAAAAUCCCUGGAUAUGGUGUCUGCAGCAUGGCUGUGCUGUAUUUACUCAAAUCUACAGGCAUUUCUGAGGCAAUGCAUCUCUGAGGUUUGUCAUCACUGGUGGUUUACCUAAAAAUGCAGUACUGCAACACUGCCAGUACAGAUUGACUGUUUGGAAAGGCAGCCUUGUCUUCCUAAUGCAACUUGUGGCAAACUGAUUGUUAGUACAAAGCAGAAUGCCUUUUUACAGGCUAUGGGAUGUUGUUACUGGUGGGAGUGGGAAAACUUUGUCUAAUAUAUCCAAUAUGCCAUUAAAUGCAACCAAGUCUUAACUUCAAAGACCAAGAUAGGUAAUUUUUGUGCCUCAUUUUUCUUUCAUGUACUUUUAAUCUUUCCUCUAAACAUCCUAAAAGGUUACAUAGCAUUUAAGGAAAUAUAUGUAAUGUUUGCCCAUUUUUCAGUAGAAAACUGAAUCUGCUUUCAGAUUAAAAUAAAUUCUUCCCUGACCCUUCUUCUUCACAAGUAUUUCUUGCACAUCUGGUGAAGGGAGAAGGAUGGAGAGGUGAGUUAUUUCCCUGAACCAAAAAGACAGGAAUUCUGUCUUGAAAAAAACC
Molecule: messenger RNA, 2556 nt
Organism: Prinia subflava (tawny-flanked prinia)
Lineage: Eukaryota; Metazoa; Chordata; Aves; Passeriformes; Cisticolidae
Product: DGAT1/2-independent enzyme synthesizing storage lipids-like
Exons: 8
Coding region: 211-1203 (330 amino acids)
Molecular function (GO): acyltransferase activity
Source: RefSeq, a predicted model, not a curated record